This is a messenger RNA of Desarmillaria tabescens, 648 nucleotides long. Its product is annotated as SAM-dependent RNA methyltransferase. The record is from RefSeq and is a predicted model, not a curated record. The transcript is spliced from 8 exons. Gene Ontology annotation, molecular function: protein-arginine omega-N monomethyltransferase activity. Lineage: Eukaryota; Fungi; Basidiomycota; Agaricomycetes; Agaricales; Physalacriaceae. Gene Ontology annotation, biological process: peptidyl-arginine methylation. Bases 1 to 648 code for a protein of 215 amino acids.
AUGGGUUUCGUCUACGUUAUCGAACAUAUGGAAGACGAUGACGAGAUAACUCGCGUCAUCCCGCCCUGGGCAACAUUGGAGUAUGCGCACAUGCGAAUGCUAGCAGGACCCAGUUCCCAAGUGCAUUUUACACAUUUAUCAAAAUCAUCCGCCGACGCGCUUUCUGCUUCGUUCAUGGACAACAGCGGCACCUUAGCUAAAGCGUCGUGUUUCCAAUCCGGAGUGAUGGACAGGAUCAAGGAUGUACUACCAAUCGAAAAAGUGUGCCUCUUGGAUCCCAAAGCAGAGAAGCAGCUAUCGCCGGAAGACGGAGAUGGACGGUUUGAGUGGUUUUUGUUCGGGGGAAUUCUCGGUGAUGAUCCUCCACGGGAUAGAACUGCUGAGCUACGAGACUUGGGGUUUCCCACACGACGACUGGGUCCCAUUCAAAUGACGACGGACACUGCCUUAGGUGUCACAAAACUAGUCGUGGAAGAUAAAAUUCCCAUCGAUAAGAUACCUUACAUCGACUACCCAACAAUCACAUUCAACGCUAAAGAAAGCGUCGAAAUGCCUUUCAGAUACAUUGCCGAAGGCUCAGAGCCAAAAUUACCAUCAGGAAUGCGGCAACUGUUACAUGAAGACCUCAACAAGAGCUUCGACUUCUGA